CUAAACCUUUAAACCCUUUGUCUUGUUUCGAUAAACAGUAGUUGUGGUCUAUCUUCUCAGGGCAGUGAAAUGAGAGGCAGCAAAAAACAUAAACCCUAGUACUACUGCCAUUGAUUCCCUUUGCAGGCAUUACAGCUUAUUUCCCCAUUAAACAAAAACAGUGUCUGGUUCUCAAUAUACCCGUUGAUCUGUUUUAGUUAUUGAAUGCUUGAGAUUCAUCAAGGGUUUAAUCUCUUCUCUGGGUUAAUAUUAUAUUAUCCAUUAGUUCGAGCUACUGAUCGCUUUACUAUGGCAUCUCCAUGAGAGUUCAAUGAAAAAUCCAACUUUGAACCUUGGGUGUCUAUUAGAAAAACAAAGGGGUGUUUAAUUAGGAGCUAGGUAUGUCGUGGGGUUACAAUCUUACUGAUGACCCUUUUUUCAUUGACAAAUCGUGUCUCAAGGGUUCUUUCAGCCUCUAAGGUCUUCAUCCCUCAUCGUCGCAUCCAAUUUCACGGUGGGUCUCAUCCACAAGGCAAUAAAGAGCCUAAGGCAAUCCAAAAGCAAGAAUCUUGGUUCGUUAAGGUUGUAUGCACUCUCUUUGUUUACUCACAACCAUUGGAUGAUGCCUGUUUGAGUUACUUGAACAACAAUUUAACACCUUUAAUUGAAUUCGAAGUUGUUAAAUGGUUAAAAAACCCAACAUUUGGGUUGAAGUUUUUGGAGUUAAGUAGGUUAAAUCUUAAUAUAAAUCAUUCUUUUUGGACUUAUAAUUUGCUUAUUAGGUCAUUUUGUUGUAUGGGUUUAUAUGGUUCUGCUAGAUUAGUUUUUGAUUAUAUGAAGAUUGAUGGGCAUUUGCCUGAUAGUACUUUGUUAGGGUUUAUGAUUUCAUCAUUUGGGAGAGCUGGUGAGUUUGGCAUGGCAAGGAAAUUGCUUGCUGAGGUUCAAUCUGAUGAUGUAAUGGUCACCAUUUUUGCAGUGAACAACUUGUUGAAUAUGAUGGUUAAGCAAAAUAAUCUAGAAGAGGCAGUUAGUUUAUAUAAGGAGAAUUUAGGGUUGAACUUUAACCCGGAUACUUGGACGUUCAAUAUUCUAAUUCGAGGCCUUUGCAGAGUUGGGAAAGUGGAUCAGGCUUUCGAGUUUUUUAACGAUAUGAGGAGUUUUGGCUGUUUUCCUGAUAUCGUUACAUAUAACACCAUUAUUAAUGGGUUGUGUAGGGAAUAUGAGGUAGAUAGAGGUCAUAGUUUAUUGAAUGAAAUUCGAUUGAGAGAUGAUUGUGCACCAAAUGUUGUGACUUAUACAUCGGUUAUAUCUGGUUAUUGUAAGUUGGGGAAGAUGGAGAAGGCAUCUGCGCUUUUUGAUGAGAUGAUGAGCUCCGGAACUUUGCCUAGUGUUGUUACUUUUAAUGUUUUGAUUGAUGGCUUUGGCAAAGUCGGUGAUAUGCUUUCCGCUAAAUCGUUGUAUGAGAAGAUGGCUUCUUUUGGUUGCAUUCCUGAUGUUGUUACCUUCACUUCGUUGAUUAAUGGAUACUGUCAAAUUGGAGAUGUGAACAGGAGCUUUCAGCUUUGGGAUGCAAUGAAAGUGAAGAAUGUAUCUCCGAAUGUUUAUACCUUUGCAAUUACUAUUAAUGCGUUAUGCAAGGAAAAUAGAUUAUGUGAGGCUUGUCGAUUUUUGAGGGAGUUGCAAUGUAGGAAUAUUGUUCCAAAACCAUUUAUCUUCAACCCUGUGAUUGAUGGGUUCUGCAAGGCUGGAAAUUUGGAUGAGGCCAAUCGAAUAGUAGCAGAGAUGGAGAAGAAAAAAUGCGAUCCUGAUAAAGUGACAUUUACUAUUCUCAUUAUCGGGCAUUGUAUGAAAGGAAGGAUGCUCAAAGCAAUUAGCAUUUUCGAUAAAAUGUUAUCAGUCGGUUGUCCUCCAGAUUAUGUUACUGUACGUUCAUUGAUAUCUUGCCUUUUGAAAGCCGGGAUGCCUAAGGAAGCUUAUCGUAUUUCUACGAUAAUCAUGAAGAUGGAUAGUUCAUCAUCCGUGGAUAACAACGCACUCUCGAGCAUAAAUAGGGACGUGGUUGUAGUUGCUUAAGAAAAAAGAUCCCUGAUGAUUAAAAUUGGUGUCAUUCCAAAAUAUCGAGAAGGCUCAUCAUCAUGCAUCAACAUCAAGUAUCCGAUCAAGCACAUCCAGCUUGAAGCACAAAUGGUGUUGCAUUUGAUAAGUGAAUGCAUAUGUAUAUAUAGAUCUUUAUGAAAUCGGAUCUAUAUGUAUAUAUAGAUGUAUAAAUCGGAUCUGUUGUUGAACCUUAAUCGUAGGUGAAGGAUUUAUGUCGAGUUGCAUUAUUGUUUCUACGGGUUUGCAGGAUAGCAGAUAAGCAUUUUUCGAUAUAUCGGUUGGAACCAUGAUGGUACGUUGUCGUUGCUUAUAUAAGAGGGUGGUAGAUAGGAGAUUAAAAGCUACAUCUUAAAUCCAAAUUUGGUAGGGGAACAACACCAAUGAAUGUUUAGCUUCAAAUGCUGGAUGAUGCUAUAGAAAGCUUGCAUGAUGUACCGUGGAGGUCAGCCAUUUAUCCUUGCAGUUCAGUACCUCGCCAUUCCAUGUCUGAUAAAAUCUCCAACACAGUAAUGUAAAAUUGAAGCAAUCCAUGUUUAGGGUAAGGGAAAAAAUGGUAGAUCAAUUUCCUUGUGUUAGAUUUCACUUUUCCUUCUUUGUAGCUAUUUGGUAUUGUUUUCUGCCAUUUUCAGCCUCUCGCAUGAUGCAUGCUACAUGCAACGUUUAGUCUGUACAGAUGGUUAGAAAAUUUUCAAAAAUUAAUGAAAUUUCUGCCUUUCCAUCAAGAAA
This is a messenger RNA of Gossypium raimondii (Peruvian cotton), 2802 nucleotides long. Its product is annotated as pentatricopeptide repeat-containing protein At2g06000. Gene Ontology annotation, molecular function: protein binding. Lineage: Eukaryota; Viridiplantae; Streptophyta; Magnoliopsida; Malvales; Malvaceae. The record is from RefSeq and is a predicted model, not a curated record.